GCUAGUUCAAAUUAGCGUUUCCAAUAUGAAGGUUCGCACGAUCAUUCUGUUGAGUAUUUUUGGUUUGUUGUUCUUGUGUGACGUGAAUGAGCCAUCGAGAGCUGAGAACCUUCAGUUUGUCUCAGGACUGCUUUUGGGCCAUGUCAAGAACAAGAUUGAACAAGCUGUGGACCAUGCUGGAGGACAUACACAGUGCGCGAAGGAUCUGAAGGCUCUGAUUACGAACUUUAUUUUAUUCAAGAAAUGGGCUCUCAGAAUGGUAGAUGCUUCUUCAAAAAUUCCACCAGGGCUGAUGAGUGGAAACUAUUUCGCCUCUGGUGAUUAUGACGGAUGCCUAUCAGUAAGAACAGAAAAGCCACUAAAUAUUUCUGGCCAGUACUGCUCUGUAGUCAUAUUGCCCAGUUCGAAAUUUUCCAGUGAAAUCGGACGUUUGUUUGACGCAUUGGAGUUUUCAAACUUCGUGGGCGUGAAAAGGAAAUCUCAGAUGUCGGAUCUAGUUCAGUGUUUGAGAAUGACAUAUGGUUUAUGUAUACCCCGCUCGUGCUCGAUAGCUAACCUCCAAAAGCUUUGGGAUUAUUUGGAAAUAACCUUCCGUAUACCAGUGCACUUGCUUUUCCUUGAUAGUCUAUGCGAUACAGCAGAUAAUAUGAAGAUCUAUUUUCAUGACAUAUGCAUAUAUCUUAUUUUAGCAACAUACUUUGCAGUCCUGCUGAUUGCCACUAUUUACGACGUUUUCUACCGUGAUGAGUCUGAAAAUGAAAAAAGUAUACUAGCCUGUUUUUCCCUAUACUCGAAUUCGAAAAAGCUGUUUACACUUGAGGACAGCCCAGAUAAAAUGCAUUACCUACAAUGUUUAAGUGGCCUGAAAGUAUUAGGCAUGCUGUGGGUCAUAUAUGGGCAUAGAGUGAUGUUCAACGGUAUAGGUGGAGCCACAAAUGCGGUUUACAUUCAUAAAGAUUGGAAGUAUUCAUUUCCUGGUGUUAUGUCUGUAGCUGCUGUUAUGUCAGUGGAUAUGUUCUUUUCUCUUAGCGGCCUUUUACUCUCUUACGGAUAUCUCUCGUACAGAAACCUCAUUGGCAGGAGUACAAACAUGAACCUCUUAGCACUGCAACUGUAUAGACUUUUAAGGAUAUGGCCAGGAUUGAUAGCAAUGAUAAUGUUCUCGAUAGGUGUCUUCAAACUUAUGGGCAGUGGUCCCUUUUGGUCUCUACUAAUAAAAAAAAUUGGCGGUAGCUGUCUUAUAAACGGGUGGUCCAACCUACUAUUUGUUAACAACUACAUUGAGCCAAAUUAUCAGUGUCUAGAUCAAACGUGGUACUUAGCAGUGGAUUCCCAACUAUUUAUGUUGUCUCCUAUACUGUUGAUAAGCAUGUGUAAGGCGCCGUUAAAGACAUGCUUGGCUUGCAUUGGAGCCUGUGUGAUUUCAGGACUUUAUGCGUUCAUAUUAACCUAUCAAAAUGAAUAUGGAGCGAUUUAUUACGAAGGUAACCGAGAGUAUCACCGAUACAUCUACCUAUCAACAUUUGUGAGGAUGCCAUCAUGGCUGAUAGGGUUUGUGACUGGAGUGAUACUAUACAACUAUCGUAAUGUAAAACUUAAACAGGUUACGGUGCUUUUUGGAUGGGCGUUUUCCAUACUGACUUUAGUUUACCUUGUAAUGGCACACUCAUCAUUUUUGAAAAAUGACUAUGAUCUUGUCAAAGCGGCCCUAUUCAAUUCAGCAGCUAGACCAGCUUGGUCAAUAGCUAUAUGUGUGAUAGUUUUCCUGUGUUCCUCAGGACAUGGAGGAAUGAUUAAUAAGUUCCUGUCCCUUAAGCUGUUCCAAGUUCUCGUAAGGAUGUCGUACAGUAUAUACCUUGUACAUGUACUGGUUAUAAUUUAUUUCGUGGGAACUAAGAAACAUUCAGAGGAAUUUAGCAACAUAAAAAUAUUUCGAGAUCUGCUGUCGGAUUUAUUCUUCACUUUCAUCGCAUCCACAAUAUGUUGUUUGGCUUUUGAGUCUCCUUUUAUACAAGCAGCUAAAGUUAUUUUCAAGAAAGAAAUGGUGAAACACCAAAAAGCUAUAGAAAUGCGUAAAAAGGAAAAGUAAGUAUAUGGAAUAGACUGUUCCAUGCCAUAUACAAUUGUUUAAUGGUUGGGUUUUUCUGAAAUUUUGAUCAAUUACUUACCUAACCCUAAGAGAGAUGUAUACAAAAAAAAUGUUGUAAUAAAUUUAUUAUUACUGAGA
This is a messenger RNA of Acanthoscelides obtectus, 2227 nucleotides long. The record is from the annotation of a GenBank genome assembly. Lineage: Eukaryota; Metazoa; Arthropoda; Insecta; Coleoptera; Chrysomelidae.